GACUCCUGUGCAGCACUGAUGAGCUUUAAUUAAUUUAUGUCUCAGAGCAGACAGGAUGUAUUGUAUGAGUUUUUGCAGUGCUUGUAUAGGGUGAAACAGAUGGAGGGUAUUUGUGAUGUUCCUCUGGGUACCAGCUCAUGUGGGAGUAGAGGGGAAUGAGGAGGUGGAUGUGAUCGCCAAGCAGGCUCUUAAACAUCCUAAUGUUGAGAGGGAAUUGUCAAUCAGUAAAGCAGAAGCCAAGGGGUUAAUAAGAACAGUGGUUAAAAAUAAGUGGCAAGAGUUGUGGAACAGGGAGAGAAAGGGAAGACACUUGUAUAAGAUCCAGGAAAAGGUGGAGGCAGGGAGGUCCUCAGACCGAGAGAGAAGGGAGCAAAGUGUAGUCACAAGGCUGAGACCGGGACACACAAGGCCCAAUAGUACAUUGAAAUUGGUGGGGAAACAUCCAACUGGGAGGUGUGAUCAUUCAGGAGGAGAUGGAGACAGUGGAACAUGUUCUAUUACAGUGCCAGAAAUAUGUGAGGGAAAGGGAGCGAUUGUUAUUAAAUUUGAGGUGUAAUGGGGUUGAAGAGCCAGGAUUAACUAAACUGCUGGGGAAAUCUUCAGGGGAUGUAGUAUUUCAUUAUGUAUUUCGUUUCCUUAGGGAGACAAGAUUAUUGGGUAGGAUUUAGACCUUCACUGUCUCUGGUCCACACCCCAGUCCAGUUGGUGGCGGUAAUGUACCUUAAAGUUGGUUGCCAACCUCCGUAUAAUAAUCCACAAAAGAAGAAGAAGAAGCAGCAGCAGCAACAGCAGCAGCUGCUUUUGACUUAGGUUAUGACUUUUUGGACAUAGUUAACGUUACCACUGUUUCAUUUUAGCGUGGAACUAAAAUACCGGUAGCUAAUUAAUCUAGAAAUGAAAUACUAUCACUUCUAGAUAGCUAGUUUUAUUGUUGUAUUCAGCGCUAGCUAGUAACGUUAGCUAACGAGUUUUCACAGGACAGCUCUAGCUAGCUAGCUACUUUGUUUACGUUUUGCGAACUUCACCUGGCAAGCUAGCCACUCCGGUCCACAGUGGAACUAGGACAUCUGAUAAAUACAUGGUUGUGGGCAUAUCCAACAUUUGUAUUGUCCUGCCAGCCUUUCUGCCGUGGUAAGUUAAAAGUUGCGGAGUUGUUGGAGCGCUAAGGUAGAGAAGGCCUUUCCUAUCCUGACACUGUCACACCUGACUGAACUGAUCAAUUCUGAUUGAACUGAUCAACUAGAAUAAUCAUGGUCUUCAGUCGGAACAUCAUAGCUGAAUCUGGUGUGUUAGUGUAGGGCUGAAAAAAAGGCCUGCACACUCUCCAGUUGGAGACUACUCCGGAGGCUACACAGCAAAUGUCACUUCAAAGUCAUUCUGUCCAAAAGUAACUGAAAGAUUACACUCUCGAGCCCUCCACAGCUGAAAGGGAUGGAGGGAGAGGGGGAGAAAGAGGUAAAGAGGGGGAUGGAGAGAGUCCCGGUCAAACAGAGCCAGGUGUGUGGGCUGUGGGAGCUGAAGGAGCAGUUGGGGACCGGAGGGUUUGGACACGUUUACCUGUACCAGCACCUGGAGACAUCAGAGAAGAUAGCAGUGAAAUUGUGUCGUCUGGAGCUGAACUCAAAGGACCGAGAACGCUGGAGUAGAGAGAUACAGAUUAUGAAGAAGUUGAGCCAUGAUAAUGUGGUCAGAGCCAGGGAGGUUCCAGAAGAGAUGAGUUCUAUAGCUCUCAAUGACCUGCCACUACUGGCCAUGGAGUAUUGCUCUAGAGGAGACCUACGCAAGCUGCUGAACAAGCCAGAGAACUGCUGUGGACUGAAGGAGAGUCAAGUCCUGUCUCUACUCAGCCAUGUUGGGUCUGGUAUCCAGUACCUCCAUGAGAAUAAGAUCAUCCACAGGGACCUGAAGCCAGAGAACAUCGUACUGCAGGAGAUCAGUGGGAAGUUGGUCCAUAAGAUUAUAGAUCUGGGUUACGCUAAGGACUUGGACCAGGGCAGUCUCUGUACCUCCUUCGUCGGAACUCUGCAGUACCUGGCUCCAGAGCUGUUUGAGAAUAAGCCCUAUACCGUGUCAGUGGACUACUGGAGUUUUGGGACCAUGAUCUUUGAGUGUACCUGUGGCUUCCGCCCCUUCCUACACAACAUGCAGCCAGUUCAGUGGACCAGUAAAGUGCGCAACAAAGGUCCCAAGGACAUCAUGGCUGUAGAGGAUAUGAAUGGAGAAGUGAGAUUCUCUACACACCUACCCUACCCCAACAAUCUGAGCAGGCCCCUGUUAGAGCCGGUGGAAUCUCUGCUACAGAUGCUGUUGCUGUGGGACCCUGCAACAAGAGGAGGAGGGACAGACCGUGACACACACACACCCUGCUGCUACACUGCCCUACAGAACAUACUCAACAUGAAGGUGAUGCAUGUGUUGGACAUGACGUCAGCCCAGCUCCACUCCUUCGUCCUGGGCAGUGAGGAGGGGUUACACUCCCUGCAGCAGCGUGUGGAGACACACACCCACACACACAUCCCUCCGCUCAGCCAGGAGCUGCUUUUGGAGACUGGAGUCUCCCUGGACCCCCGUAGACCACCAGCACACUGCCUCCCUGAUGGACCGCGAGGCUGGGACAGCGCCAUAGUCUACAUGUAUGAUAAGAGUCUGACUAAAUACUCUGGACCUUUCACUGCCCGACCCCUGCCUGACAGCGUCAACUUCAUAGUGAGGGAGACGAAGACCCAGCUACCUCUUACUGCUCUAAGGAAGGUGUGGGGAGAGGCGGUUAGCUACAUCUGUGGUCUGAGAGAAGAUUACAGCAGACUGUACCAGGGACAGAGAGCUGCCAUGUUAAGUCUGCUGCGCUACAACACCAACCUGACACGGUAUAAGAACGUGUUGUUUAGCCAGUCUCAGCAGCUCAGAGCCAAACUGGCCUUCUUCACCACCAGCAUACAGCAAGACCUACAGCACUACGACCAGCAGAGAGACACUGGCAUCUCCUCUGAGAAGAUGCUGAAAGCAUGGCAGGACAAUGAACAGAAAGCUGCUGCUUUUACACAGGUAUCAGAGGUGGGCUAUCUGGAUGAGGAGAUAGUGUGUCUCCACUCUGAGAUCGUGGAGCUGCAGAGGAGUCCGUUCGCCAGGAAACAAGCUGACAUCAUGGAACAACUGGAGGAGAAGGCCAUUGAACUUUACAAGCAGCUGAAGGCCAAAUGCAAGAGUCCAGACCCCCCUCAUGGCUACAGUGACAGUUCAGAGAUGGUGAAGACCAUCGUCCAGACGGUCCAGAACCAGGACCGAAUCCUCAGAGACCUGUACACACACCUCAGAUCUUGGAGUGUAAGCGUCGUAUUGUAGCGUUGUUUCCUAAGCUGGAGGGGGCAGUGGAAAGCAUCAAGGCAACGGAGGCUGCAGUCAUGACUAUGCAGAUGAAGAGACAGAGAGAGUUCUGGCACCUGC
Molecule: messenger RNA, 3444 nt
Organism: Coregonus clupeaformis (lake whitefish)
Lineage: Eukaryota; Metazoa; Chordata; Actinopteri; Salmoniformes; Salmonidae
Product: inhibitor of nuclear factor kappa-B kinase subunit alpha
Exons: 18
Coding region: 1432-3342 (636 amino acids)
Biological process (GO): positive regulation of transcription by RNA polymerase II; tumor necrosis factor-mediated signaling pathway; peptidyl-serine phosphorylation
Cellular component (GO): IkappaB kinase complex; cytoplasm
Molecular function (GO): ATP binding; IkappaB kinase activity
Source: RefSeq, a predicted model, not a curated record